Messenger RNA from Fraxinus pennsylvanica, 336 nucleotides. The record is from the annotation of a GenBank genome assembly. Lineage: Eukaryota; Viridiplantae; Streptophyta; Magnoliopsida; Lamiales; Oleaceae.
AUGAAAGCGUUUCUCAAGGACUCCAUGGAGAAGCGUAAUGAAUUAGAAUAUGUAAGGGAAUUGGUUAGACAAGUCAGCGUGGUUGCUUAUGAGGCUGAGGAUAUUAUUGACACAUUUGUUGUCAAUGAAGCAUCUAAAAGAGGGAGAGUGAAAAAAAUGAUCCUUGUAUUUGGUACAAAAAUCUUCUUAAUCCUACAAAAUGGAGAGCCUCUUGUGGAGGAAGAAAAUGUUGUGGUCCUUGUGGACUUUGAUGAGGAGGCUAGAACCAUUAUUGAUCGCCUCACUAAAGGGCCAGAGCAGCUGGAAGUUGUAACAGUUAUCACUAUGGUUUCUUGA